Molecule: messenger RNA, 7167 nt
Organism: Oncorhynchus nerka (sockeye salmon)
Lineage: Eukaryota; Metazoa; Chordata; Actinopteri; Salmoniformes; Salmonidae
Product: zinc finger protein 420-like
Exons: 3
Coding region: 589-3855 (1088 amino acids)
Source: RefSeq, a predicted model, not a curated record
GUUUGGAUAUGGCCAUUCUUUGAUUGCGUUAACGGUGAGGGGAGAAUGGGGAAAUGUUUAAAUACAUCAGGUCAUUAAAACAUUAGGUAUUGGCUUUGCCCAAACGGUGUAGUUAGCUAGCGGUUACAUAACUGUUAGCUAGGUAACGUUUCAUCAUCAGACAGAUACAUUUUUAGCUUGGUACUGUUGGCUAGCUAAUAGCUCCUGCGAACUAAUUUGAAGCUCUGCUCAAACAGAGUCGACGAAGGAGUAAAACGACGAUAGUUUUCUAUUUGGUGACCUCACAAGGGAUUCCACAGAUGACCUCACAAGGGAUUCCACAGGUGACCUCAAAAGGGAUUCCACAGGUGACCUCACACGGGAUUCCACUGUUCUGGUGACAGGAAGAAGAUCGGACCCUGAAAUAACUUGUCUUUGACAGAGACUCAUAAUGCAGCACUUCCCGAGGCUCCCAGUGUGGCAGGAGAUAUAGGAGACGUGUGAAUACACAGGCGAGAGACACACCUCACACUAGUGAGGCUCCAUUCAAUAGCAAGUUGUUAUUUUUACAACAAACAAACAAAAACAUUCCAACUCUGCUGAGACAAAAUGAGUUCUGAGAAGGAAGCGUUGAUGGAUGAAAUCGAAAAGAGUUUAUGGAAUUUAACUGUGGACAAUUUACGCUACCUGUGUGAACGUUGUGGAAUGGAUGGCCCUGAAAUUAAAGGGAUGAAUCAUCGCUUAUUAAGGCGUAAAGUCAUGGAGGAAAUGUGGGACAAGACGGAGUCAAUGAAAUCAGAGGAGCAGGGAAUGUCUUGGUUAGUCCAACUGAAAGAGGACAUCAGGAGGAUACAGGAGGAGGGUAGCACUGCACUCAUGAGUCCCGGCCAAUCAGAUGAUGUAGACCGCAAUGAAGAACACAACAAGGGGGACAGGGAUUGGUUGCCGAGCAACAGACUGACAGAAGAGCCCUUGCAUCCCAGCCAAUGUGAUGAUGAUGAUGAUGCUGUCGACUGCGAUGAAGAAUGGAAUGAAGAGGGAGGAGCUGGGUUGCUUAGCAACACACCAGACCAGAGUAAAUUAAAGAGGCACGUCAGAUCGCACACUGUUAAACAACACACAGUGAAUCCCUCAGUGAAACCUCACCACUGCUCGGAUUGUGGGAAACAGUUCAUUGUAAAAUCAAGCCUUAAACAUCACCGGCUAGUUUUUCACACAGAUCACCCUCACCGCUGUGGUCAAUGUAAGAAGAGCUUCAUAACUGCAGCAAGACUGGAAUCACACAUUAAGACACAACACCCGCCAAGUGAUCCUCUGAAGAACCCACAUGUGUGCUCUAAAUGCGGUAGGGCAUUCCCUGUGGCUGCCAGUCUUAAGAGACACCUGAGAACUCAUACUGGGGAGAAACCGUACGUCUGCCCCCAGUGUGGAAAGGACUACAGUGACUGUGGAAACUUGAGGAAACACAUGAGAAGAACUCACCCAGUAGAGGAGAUGGUUGUGGAGAGUUUGGCUACUCAGAGGAGCAUCCCUACAGGGAAUGUGGAGGAAAUGCAGGACAAUACGGAGCAGGGGUCACUCCAACUGAAAGAGGACCUCAAAGGGAUACAGGAGAAUGGUAGCGUUGUGCCCAUGAGUCCCGGCCAAUCCGAUGACGACGAUGAUGCUGCAGACUGCAACGUUAAGGACAGGGAUUGGUUGCCUAGCAACGGACUGAAGGCGGAGCCCAUGAGUCCCGGCCAAUCCGAUGACGAUGGUGCUGAUGACGACGAUGAUGAUGACGAUGAUGCUGCAGACUGCAACGUUAAGGACAGGGAUUGGUUGCCUAGCAACGGACUGAAGGUGGAGCCCAUUAGUCCCAGCCAAUCCGAUGACGCUGUAGACUGGGACGAGGAGGACAGGGAUUGGAUGGCUAGCGAUGGGCUGGAGGUGGAGUUGUCUCCAGAGAGACACACACUAGAGCAGAGAGUGAGAGAGGACAAACCUCCCCCGCCCCCCUUUGCCCUCCCAGAGUCCCCGGUAGCGGUCCCCGGUGCCUCUCCCGGUAGCGCCUUACUGCAGAGUCAGAAGAGGGUGUCUGUGCGGCUGGUCGACUGCAGGAAGACACCGGGGCAGAGGAGCCAUAUAAUACACAAGACAACACAGACGGGAGAGAAACCCCACAGCUGGUCUAAUGCUGAACAACACAAACCCCUCUCAGGAGACAGGCCUGGCUCCCAUAUCUGUGAUCACUGUGGGAAGAAUUUUGUCACAGCUACCAAUCUGAAAACACAUUUACUGUGUCUGUCUGGAGAGAAACCACACGUCUGCUCUGAAUGCGGGAAGAGUUUCACACAGGCCGGCUGUCUUAAGAGACACCUGAGAACUCAUACUGGGGAGAAACCGUACGUCUGUCCUCGGUGUGGGAAGGCUUGUACUGAUUCUGGAGACUUAAAGAGACACAUCAGAAAAACUCACCCAGGAGAGGAGGUCAUUGUGAAGAGACUUGCCUAUCAGAAGAGCGUUCGUAAUGAAUACAAACAAGCCCACUCCGGAGAUGGCUCUCAUAUCUGUGAUCACUGUGGGAAGAAUUUUGCCACAGCAAGAAGUCUAAAACUACACUUACAGUCCCUGCAGAGAAGGAGAGAGAACUUGACUGCAGAGAAAGCUCAUGUGUGCUCUGAAUGUGGAAAGGGCUUCCAUCAGGCUGGAAGUCUUAAGAGACACCUGAGAACUCAUACUGGGGAGAAACCGUACGUCUGCCAUCAUUGUGGGAAGGCUUGCAGUGAUUCUGGAAACUUACAGAAACACAUCAAAAGUCACAUGGGUAAACAACACACAGUGAAACCUUACCUCUGCUCCGAAUGUGGGAAACAGUUCAUUGGAAAACAAAGCCUUGAACAUCACCGGGAGGUUUUUCACACAGAUCACCCUCACCGCUGUGGUCAAUGUAAGAAGAGCUUCAUAACUGCAGCAAGAUUGGAAUCGCACAUAAAAACACGACACCCGCCAAGUGAUCCUCUGAAGAAUCCACACGUGUGCUUGGAAUGUGGAAGGGGAUUCCCUGUGGCCGCCAGUCUUAAAAGACACCUGAGAAUUCAUACUGGGGAGAAACCGUACUCCUGCCCUCAGUGUGGAAACAGUUACAAUGAUCGUGGAAAUUUAAAGAAGCACAUCAGAACUCACACAGAAGAGAAACCCUACCACUGCUCGGUGUGCGGGAUGAAGUUCCGUCAUACAAAAACAUUACAACGGCAUCACCAGGAGAACCACAAGGGGGAGACACUGGGUCCCAUCCACAGGCACCAAGAUCCUCUUCCAUGCCUCCACUGCGGGGAGGAGUUCUCAUCCAAGGCUCUUCUGAAGGAUCAUCUACGGACCCACUCUAGCCGGGUUCACUGCUCCCGAUGCGACAAGACCUUCUCCACUAAAAGUAACUUACUGGUUCAUCAGCGGAUACACACUGGAGAGAGGCCUUACCUUUGCCCUCAGUGUGGGAAGAGUUUCUCUCUGGCAGGGAGUUUAAAACUGCAUCUCCGGAUUCAUGCGGGUGAGAAACCUUACUGCUGUACUUACUGUGACAAGAGAUUCACAAGUAAGAGUCACUGCAAUCUUCAUCUGCGAAUCCACACUGGAGAGAAACCGUACCAAUGCCCUGACUGCGGGAGGUGUUUCGCUGACGGGAAUGUCCUGAAAAACCACCGGCGGACCCACACAGGAGAGAAACCGUUCCAGUGCCGCUUGUGUGAUAAAGCCUUCGCUCAGUUGAGCAGUCUGAAGAAACAUCAGGAGACACACAGGCAAACUCAGCCUGUCUCUGUCCCAAGACUCCCUAAUCCCUACCCACCACCCAAUCAGCAUGUCCCUUAUCCCUACCCAUCACAGAUUCAAUGGUAACCUGGUUUACACCUUACCAAGUUGUCCGGUGUCCUGUUACCUGGUAACCUAUCUGUUACCUGGUAACCUAUCUGUUACCUGGUAACCUAUCUGUUACCUGGUAACCUAUCUGUUACCUGGUAACCUAUCUGUUACCUGGUAACCUAUCUGUUACCUGGUAACCUAUCUGUUACCUGUCCCAGAUAGGAAGGAUGCAUUUCUAACGUAUUGGGACAGGAACCCUAGACUCAGUCUGUCCCAAAACCCAACCUGCCAUGCACUCAGUGAAUGCUAAGCUUGCUUAAACCUGUCCAUUCCCUUGUAGAUAACUAGAUGGAAAUGAAUUGAAGGAUCCAUUUUCUUUCUUUCUUUUAAUUUGUUAUGAUUUUAUUGAGGCAGGUUUGCAGUCAUUGAGGAUUGAUAUGCUGUAUAUAGAGCUUGGAAUAGAAUGGUAUUUUGUCCAUCUGUCUCAAAAUAAUUAUUUUGCUCAAAGUUCAUAUUUUAUCUCCAGAGUUUUUGUUUUCACAGUUGAUAUUUGGAUAUGUUGUUCAUUUUAAAAAGUGUUUAAAAAAUUCAUGGCCGAACCUCAACUGGUGGAAAUAGUGAAAAUUAGUGAUUUGACUUGAAAACUGGCAGUAAAUCCUCAAAAUGGCAUUGUAAUUCCGCGAGAACACUAAAAUGUUGCCAAAUUAAAGAACAGCAGCGUGUAGUGUGUAUAUGGUCUACAUACAUAACCAGUCAAAAGUUUUAGAACACCUACUCAUUCAAGGGGUUUUUCUUUAUUUGUACUAUUUUCUACAUUGUAGAAAAAUAGUGAAGACAUCAAAACUAUGAAAUAACACAUAUGGAAUCAUGUAGUAACCAAAAAAGUGUUAAAACAAAUCUAAAUAGAUUUUAGAUUCUUCAAAGAAGCCACCCUUUGCCUUGACGACAGCUUUGUGAUAGGAGAAAACUGAGGAUGGAAGCAUUUGGAAAAGCUCCAGUGCCCUCCACUAAUAUUGGCACCCUUGGUAGAUAUGAGAAAAACGGGUUGUGAAAAAAAAGUUGAUUGUUUAUCCUCUUGGUCUUUCAUUCAAAAUAGUCACAAAAAUCGAACCUUUAAUUAAAGUAAAAUCAUUGAAAGAAAAAAUUAAUUCUAAUCAUAAAACAAAUAUUUUCUCAAAUAUAUGUGUGACACAAUUAUUGGCACCCCUUCAUUCAAUACUUUGUGCACCCGAUCUGAGUCUUCUCCUAUAAUGGGUAAAGAGGUUAGAGAGAACAUGGCAAGGGAUCUGAGACCAUUCCUCCAUACAGAAUCUCUCCAGAUCCUUCAGAUUCCCAGGUCCACGCUCGUAGACUCUCCUCUUUAACUCAUCCCACUGGUUUGCUAUGGGGUUUAAGUCAGGGGACUUGGAUGGCUAUGGCAAAACCUUGAUUAUGUGGUCAGUGAACCAUUUUUGUAUUGAUUUUGAGUUGUGCUUUGGAUCAUUGUCCUGCUGGAAGAUCCAACCAAGGCCCAGUUUAAGCUUCCUAGCAGAGGCAGUCAGGUUUUGAUUUAAUAUCUGCUGGUACAUGAGGGAGUCCAUGAUACCAUGUAUCCUAACAAUUAGUCCUGGGCCUUUGGAAGAAAAACAGGCCCAGAACAUCAAAGAGCCACCACCAGACUUCACAGUGGGGAUGAGGUACUUUCUGCAUGGAAAUCUUUCUGUCUACGCCAAGCCCACCUCUGGUGAUUGUUUCCAAAAAGCUCUAGAACCUGGUCUAGAACCAUAGAACCCAGUCCCACUGAAAGUUCCAGUAACGUUUGGCCAACUGUAGGCGCUUGAGUUGUUGUUUGAUGACAGCUGUUGUUUGUGGUUUCAUGGCAACCCUCCCAAACAUCUUGUGGUUAUGUACAGUAGGUGGCGUCUGAUCGUAGUUUUGGAGACUUUCUGACCCCAAGACCCAACUAACGUCUACAUUUCUCCAGCUGUGAUCCUUGGACAUUUUUGAGCCACUCGAACCAUCCUCCUCACUGUGUGUGGGGUCAAUAUAGAAACACGUCCUCUUCCAGGCCGAUUUGUUAACAUCUCUAGUUGCUUUAAACUUCUUAAUUAUCGCCCUGAUAGUGGAAAUGGGCAUUUUCAACCGUUGAGCUAUUUUCUUAUAGCCAUUUCCUGAUUUGUGCAGCUCGACAACCUUUUGUCGCACAUCAUUACUGUAUUCUCAGGUCUUUCCCAUAGUGUUGGAUGACUAUGGGAACUUGGCCUCUGUGUCACCUCAUAUUUAUACCCCAGUGAAACAGGAAGCUUACCACUUAAGUGUUCCUAAUCACUCAGGUUAUCUUAAAUGUAGCAUAUGAAUGGGAAUAUACUUCAGUUAGAUUUUACUCAUAAGAAUUUCUAGGGGUGCCAAUAAUUGUGGCACACGUUUUAGAGAAAAAUAUAUAAUUAAUUUAUUGCAUGUUUUUUUCCAAUCAUUUUACUUCAAUUAAAGGUUUGAUUUUUGUGAAUGUUUGAAUGAAAGACCAAGAGGAUAAACAGCCAAUAAAUGUUUUUCACAGCCCGUUUUGCUCAUAUUUACCAAGGGUGUCAAUAUUAGUGGAGGGCACUGUAUGAACCUUUGGUCCUGAAUACAAACUGUUAUGUUUGGGGGAAAUCCAAUACAACACAUUAAUGAGUACCACUCUCCAUAUUUUUAAGCACAGUGGUGGCUGCAUCAUGUUAUGGGUAUGCUUGUAAUCGAUAAGGACUGGAGUUUAAGAAUGGAGCCAAGCACAGGCAAAAUCCUAGAGGAAAAUCUGGUUCAGUCUGCUUUUCACCAGACACUGAUAGAUGAAUACACCUUUCAGCAGGACAAUAACCUAAAACACAAGGCCAAAUCUACACUGUAGUUGCUUACCAAGAAGACAGUGAAUGUUCCUGAGUGGCUGAGUUACAGUUUUGACCUAAACGUAUAUGAAGAUCUAUGGCAAGACCUGAAAAUGGUUGUCUUGCAAUGAUCAACAACCAAUUUGACAGAUUUUGAAGAAUUUUGAAAAGAAUAAUGGGCAAAUGUCGCACAAUCCAGGUGUGGAACGCUCUUAGAGACUUACCCAGAAAGGUGCUACUACAAAGUAUUGACACAGGGGUAUGAAUACUUAUGUAAACAAAAUAUUUCAGUAUUUUAAUUUUCAAACAAUUUGAACACAUUUCUAAAAACAUGUUUUCACUAUGUGUAAUCUAUGCAUCUAUAUGUCAUUUUAUGAAUAGACAAGUAAAAAAACAUGGUAGGACUCAUACCGGUAACAAAUUGAAUUUCACCCCUGGUCCUAGGUACAUGAUGCCUUGUGUUGUCUUUAUCAUGUCCACCUAAUAAACAGGUGAUUGUUGAUAA